AUGGCUGUGAUGAGAAAGAGGUUCUCCUCUGUCUGCUCCUCUUGGUCGGCUGAAGAAGGCAGCGUGAGCCUCUAUGACAGCGUUCCCCUUUCUGCCGCUGAUCCCUCCAGUGAAGAAGAACAUCCCUAUGCAUCGCUGCUCUGCUGUCAUCGUGUCCAAGACUCGCUGCUGAGCUCCAACAGCAGCUUCACCAGAUACAGAGGCAUCCUCAACUGGAUCAUCAUUCUCCUGGUCCUGACUCAUGCUCACUUGUUUCUGGAGAAUUUCAUACAACAUGGUUUCUUGAUAGAUGUGAAAAAGGUCUUGGAGCAUCUCAUCGAGGACAACUGCAACUGGCCAUCUGUCAACCUCAUACUGGCUGCCAACAUGUUUGCCGUUGCAGCUCUGCUCCUCGAGAGAUCUCAGGAAAAGGGUGUGCUGUCCCCCGCCAACGCUCAUCGUUUACAUCUCAGUAAUCUGGGGCUGCUGCUGCUGUUUCCUGCUGCAGUCAUUGUACACGAGCCAACGAUAUCAACAGGUGGAGCCUUCCUCUCUCUCUGGUUCUACACCGCUCUGGGGAUGAAGCUUUAUUCAUACCAGGAAACUAAUCGCUGGUACCGACAGGCUCAUUUAACUGAUGCAGAGACAGACAAGAAUGAUCCUGUUGCACAAGAAGUCAACAGUGAGCAUCUUACUUUCCAAGAUCUUUAUUAUUUCCUCCUUGCCCCGACUCUGUGCUACCAGAGAGGCUUCCCAUGUACUCCUCGGGUCCGCAUCAAUAAGCUACUGCACAGGCUGCUGGAAAUGGUGGUCGUUAUCCAGAUCAUGGUUGGAAUAGUGCAGCAGUGGAUAGAGCCCAUCUUCCAGAGAUCAGAAAACUCCUUCUCUAAUAUGGACAUCACUAUGAGGGUGGAGCACCUGGUCGGCCUGGUGGCACCAACCCAUUUCCUGUGGCUCCUCUUCUUCUUCUUGAGUCACUCCUACCUGAAUUUCUGUGCAGAGCUGCUGUGCUUCGGGGAUCGACAUUUUUAUGGAGACUGGUGGAACGCUACGACUCUGAUCACUUUCUGGAAGAACUGGAAUAUUCCUUGUCAGAAGUGGUGUCACAGACACGUGUACACACGGCUGGUGGAAAAGAAUGUGCCCCCGUCGCGAGCCGAGUUACUGGUCUUCCUCAUGUCUGCUGCUCUUUGCGAGUGUAUGAUUGCUCUGCCCUUGCAUAGCUGUCGUCUGUGGAUCUUCCUCAUGAUGGUAUUUGAGCUUCUGGUUGCAGUCUUUCUCGGAGAUUAUUUCCAGGGAAACUAUGGCAACGGUUUAGUGUGGCUGUGCCUGCUGCUGGGCCCUCCUCUGGCUGUGACCACCUAUUUUCAUGACCACUACAUCGGCACCCCUCACCAUCAACAUCAGUCAUCAUCCUCACCACAGACAACAGACCACCGUCUUCCCGCCGCAGUUUUCCUGCAGCCUCACUGA
Messenger RNA from Chelmon rostratus (copperband butterflyfish), 1452 nucleotides. RefSeq names its product diacylglycerol O-acyltransferase 1-like. The transcript is spliced from 17 exons. Gene Ontology annotation, cellular component: endoplasmic reticulum membrane. Gene Ontology annotation, molecular function: diacylglycerol O-acyltransferase activity. The record is from RefSeq and is a predicted model, not a curated record. NCBI's taxonomy places the organism in Eukaryota, Metazoa, Chordata, Actinopteri, Chaetodontiformes, Chaetodontidae. Gene Ontology annotation, biological process: triglyceride biosynthetic process. Bases 1 to 1452 code for a protein of 483 amino acids.